AUGGCAAGACCAAACAAGCGCAAAUUGAGCUCAUUACCUGCUACAAAGAUGUCAAAAUACGUGAAGGAGGCUGCUAAACAGGAGCAGCGUAAUGCCAAGAGCCGCAACAAGGCACAGCUUUUAGACUCGGAGGACGAAGAAAAGGAGAAUGACAGUGAGGAAGAUGGACCUGAAGCAGACGAAGGAUUUUCGGAUGUGAAUAAGAAGUGGUUGAAGCUAAAGAAGAGUGAUGAUAAUGAAGACAAUGAAGAGGACGAGGAAGAGGAGGAGGACGAGGAGAAGGAGGAGCUGGAUAUUGAACGGAAAGCUCGUCUCUUGGACGAAGAAGAGGCACUACAGGCUCAAGAAGCUGAUGAAGAGAUGCGGCUGAACAUUGCCAAUAAUGAGCCAUAUCAUUUGCCGACAGAAGAAGAGCUGGUAGAAGAAGGUGAAGGUGACGACACCAUGUCGGACCCAGCUGAGGUUUACCAACGUAUCAAAGAUGUGGUAGAAGUGUUGUCGCAGUUCAGUGCUCGUCGUGAGCCUGGUCGCUCCCGUGUCGACUAUAUGGAGUCGCUGGCCAAGGAUUUGGCUGGAUACUUUGGCUACAAUCGUGAGCUCAUUGACAUGUUCUUGAAGAUGUUUUCACCUGCAGAGUGUGUUGAAUUCGUGGAGGCAAAUGAGCAGCCACGUCCAUUGGUUAUCCGUACUAAUACUUUGAAGGCACGCCGUCGUGAUCUGGCACAGGCACUUAUCCAGCGUGGCGUGAACCUUGAUCCUCUGGCCAAGUGGUCGAAAGUGGGACUGAAGAUUUAUGAUUCACCCGUGCCUAUUGGUGCCACGCCCGAGUACUUGGCGGGUCACUACAUGCUACAGUCAGCGUCAUCGAUCUGUGCGGUGAUGGCACUUGCUCCGCAGAUGAACGAGCGUAUACUGGAUUUGGCUUGCGCUCCAGGUGGUAAGACUACGUACAUUGCCCAGCUAAUGAAGAAUACGGGUUCUAUUAUUGCAAACGAUCUAAAGAAGCAGCGUCUGAAGGCUACAGUUGCAAAUCUGCACCGUCUUGGCGUAAAAAACACGUCGGUGUCGUGUUACGAUGGCCGCAAGGUUCCAUCCGUGUUUCGGGGCUUUGAUCGUGUAUUACUGGAUGCUCCAUGUACAGGCAUGGGUGUUAUUGCUCGUGAUCCGUCUAUUAAGACGCAGAAGGGUGAGAAGGACGUGCAGCGUCUCGCUCAUUUGCAGAAGGAGCUUCUCUUAGCUGCCAUCGAUGCAGUGGAUGCCAAGUCAAAGACUGGUGGAUAUAUUCUCUACUCAACGUGUUCCGUCAUGGUUGAUGAGAAUGAGUCGGUUGUUGACUACGCUCUGCGCAAGCGCUGCGUAAAGCUAGUGGAAACUGGACUGGAUCACGGCAAGCCAGGUUUCACCCGCUAUCAGCAACAGCGUUUCCACCCAUCGGUGCAGCUCACCCGCCGAUUCUACCCGCACGUGCACAACAUGGAUGGCUUCUUCGUUGCUAAGUUUAAGAAGUACGCAAACACGAUGCCUUCGGAGGAGAAGGAUGCGAAGAAGACAGUUGAUGAACUUGAGGAUGAGGCUGAGGAGGCAAACCUGUCGAAGAAGCAGCGCGUGAAAGCCAAGAAAGAGCGCAAGCAGGCGGCUGAGGAUGUUGAAGCUGUGGUCACUCAGGAAGAGCAGAGCGAUGGCGAGGAAGAGCAAAGCGAUGGCGAGGAAGAGCAGCCUAAAAGGCCGGCGAAGAAGCAGAAAAAGGAGCUUGAAACAGACAAGGGCAAGAAGCACGGUGACAAGAAGAAGCAUCGUGGCAAAGGCAAGAGGAAGCCUGGUCGGCCGCACAAGAAUUAG
This is a messenger RNA of Peronospora belbahrii, 1839 nucleotides long. Lineage: Eukaryota; Oomycota; Peronosporomycetes; Peronosporales; Peronosporaceae. The record is from the annotation of a GenBank genome assembly.